AUGUUCCGCUUCUUAUACACUUUCGUCAUAAUCCACAUUCUGUGUGGGUGCCCGAAAACUAUAAGUAUGUUUUGUAAACCUAUCCCCUUAUUGUUAUAUAUCUAUAUUUUGUGAUAAUACGUUUUUCUGAUUCGAGCCAACAUUUUUUUAAAAACGUCCUAUGCGAUCGCCGAAUGGUUAUAACGUCCGGAUUGACUUUGCGGUACAUCAUCAUUUGAAAACAGAAUAUUUGAAAAACAAGUUAUAAGAAAUUCAAGCAUUUACAUAGGGCCAGUGCUAUCCGCUCUGCAAUUAUUUUACAUUUUGAGGAUAAGAUGGUGAUUAUUUUAUCGUUUACACUUAAUUGGCCAUGCAUCGGGUCCAAACAUAGAUUGAUGUAAGCGAAUGGCCUAACUGUAGGCGAGUGAAUGUAAUUGCGAUAUUAUUGAUGUUUACUUUAGAUGUCGUCGCAUCAAGCAUCCAGUAUAAUCUUCAAAUCAUGCAGUAAUGACUAAUCGGUCCAUAAAAAACAAAACCUCUUAUUAUUUGGCAACGGAAGUAUUCGUUCUUUCCUUGUCUACAUUACAUAACAUUCUCCCACUGCAUAAUUAUGGUCAACUUGAACCACUACUAAUAUCCCGAAGGAAUGCAUAAUACCUGUGACUUUUACUUAUUCAUAAGUUCUAAGAGUCUGACAAAAAUCAGCUACACGUCGAAAGCGGCAUAAAUUUAUUAGCCGGCUACCCCAGUUAAUAAUCAAUAAAAUCUAGUUAACCGAAAGCACCAAUUUACUGAAAAAUUGCGCUAAGGGGUCAAAUGCCGCGAUCUGCAGUAUGCACGUUUGAUAAGUAACAAUAAUUUAUACUAUUAUUUCUUCCGUCAUUGAGAGUAACUGAGUAAAUAAAAGGACAAAGGUAGUAAAACUUGAAAAGCCACUGUAGCAGAAAGUAAUUUGCUAUGUGAUUGUGUCUCUAGUCGACUGCUUGGCAUUUUUUUUUCGUUUGUACAUUACCAGUUACUUCCAACGCAAGGAUAAAGUAUAGUUCUGCAAUUCUGCUUAUUUGGAAACCAGCAUGUAUUCGUAGUUAGACGGCCUUAUGAUCAUUUGCAGAGAAACGUACAAAAAUGCCCAGGUUAACUACUCUGAAUACCAACAUUCCACAUUGGAUCCUAAAAAAAGCACAGCGUCUCUUUAUUCCAGAGUAACGCGGGACGCACAAUAAGAAACGUCAUUCUCAUUUGCAUUUCAUACUUCUUGUCAAAAAGUUCGUUAUUUGCAUCUAAGGAUGGUAGCAGUUAAAACCUUUUUAACGAUUAAAUUAAUAUUUUUCUUUAAACUAGCACUAGUCCAUAAUAACUCAAGCGAGACGGAUGCUAGAACUACGAAUUCGACCUUCCUUCGCGCCUCCUGGAAAUCAUUUCACAUGCUUGGCAAGAUUUCUCUCAGUACGCAGUCCGUGGACACUGUUUAUACUGGGCUCGUUUCGGCAGAUGCCUCAAGCCUUGUUCAACCCCGCGAUAACGCCAGAUCAGUAAGCAGCAAAACAGGUAAAUUCCGUUUUCGACUUGCAGAUAUUUUCAUGCACACGAAUUCGGGCAUUGCCAAAUGGUUAAGGCGUUCGUAUAGAUUGUUGAUGCGCAGAUGAUGGUUCAAACUGGACGGUGUCUCAAAUACUCGAACAAAAAAUAAUUCAGACAAAACAAGUUAAGCACAUAGCUAGCUUUUAGAGGACAUUGUGCAAUUAAUGGCUAUUCAUAAACUAAUAACUGCUGUUUAGUGGAGACACCGAUUGCACAUGUUCCAUUUUGUAGGAUUUCAGGGACUUCCUUCGAUCUCGCGCGUCGUAGUAUAAUUUUGCACUUAUCUAGAUUCGCUACACAUUACUCAAUCAAAGAUUUUACCAACUAAGUUACCAUCACCUCCAACCGCGUACGAUCCAUUUUUAUUUUUUCUGUAAAUCAUUAAGAUACGAGUAACUUCACUGCAAUAACAGCAAAAGUAGGUUGCUGCGCAGGCUGGGAACCAAAGUUCCGUCAAAUUAAGAUUAAUUUUUUUAAAAUUAACUCGAAACAAGGUCAUUGUUUCUUGCUUGGAAAUGAUCAAAUGUAACCAAUCAUUUCCAAAAUGGUCUUCCCUACGCCUAUGAAUUUUAAGUACACUAAACAAAUGUUCUUUUUUUACUGCCCUUCCAUCUGACGUUUUACUGAACGUAGACAUGGCCCGAUGUUUAUUUUGCGAAUAUAUUACUGACUUCGAUUAUAAACCGAUUUUUAUUUUUAGUUGAAUUACGCGUUGUUUCAGGGUCUAAUUAACAUACACUUUACCAUGACUACGUCUACCACAUUUAUAGCUGAAGGACCGCUUAAAAAAUAAUUCAGCAGAAAAUAUACCCAUUGCUGAAACUUACUUAGGUCUGAGGAGUGCAUGCCAACAUAGAGUUAGCGGUAGGCCAACGUCAAGUGUUACCUAUGACGCCGCUUCUUUUUAUUACCCGCUUGCGGUCUCUUGUACUUUUUUCAGAAAGCCCUCUGACAAAAUAUGAGCGUGUUAUGAAAUUUUGCGAAACUAGUGUUUACGAUGGCAUGAUGCGGCUGAUACUCUGCCUUUAGCAAAAUCUCACGUAGUAAUUGAUGUCUACAAGAAACCACACCACCUGGUCGCUAUGAUCUACGGAAAUCACGAUUUUUACUUUGUUAGCAAAAUUCCGCCAAAUAUGAAGUACACUAGCACUAUGUAUACUGGCCGCGUUUCGGCAUCUGCCUCAGUCUAUAUUCAACCACGCACAACGCCAUAGCAUUAAUCAGCAAAAUAUAAAUUCGCGUUUCAAUUGUGUGGGUGGUACUAUUAGCACAAUUCCUGGAACUGCCAAACGUUUUGGUUGGCAGUAUCGACCGCCGGUCACGCAGGUAAUGGUUCAAAAUGAAUGGCACUGUCCUUUCAACUGAAAAACGUAUAUAGAAGAGAAAACAGGUCAGAUAAAUAAAUAGCUUCUUAAGGGCAAUGUACAGCUAACGUCCACCUUCGAACGAAUGAUUGCUGCGGGGGGAUGCGGCGGUUACAUAUGUCCCGCGUCAUAUGAUUGCGUCUUUUUUGUCCAUCAGACUCAUCUGAACAUAAUUUUAUGAUUCUAUAUGUCCUAUGCACUGCUAAGUUGAAUUAUCUACGUAGUUGGUUGUAGCCAACUUCAACUACGCAUGACACAUUUUCACAUUUUUUUGAAAAUGGUUGAGGUAUACGUAACGUCACUGUACUAUCUCUUAGGUCCGCCAAUAGAUCGAGGUCCUGUUAGGCAACCAAAAGUUCGGUCAAUAUGAAUUGAAUUAUUUUUAAUUAGCAGUAAACAAUGUAACAGGCCCUCGUCAUGCGAGUGACCAAGUCUGAUGCUAACAAAUUUUAAUUGAAUCAAGCGAAUUUGAUUUUCGCUGAACAUUCGUCUGACGUUUCGGUGAACGGAAAAUAGCCCAAUGUCAAUUUUGCGAAUAUUUCCCUGAUUUACAAUAUACCUUAUUUUUGAUUAUGUGUAAAACGGCACAUUUCUUAAAUUUCUGAUUGACAUGCACUCAAUUUCAAUUAUUUUCAUCACAUGUAGGCUUGAAAUGACGACAGAAAGUAAUUUAUUAGGCAAAAUAGUAAUUUAAGAGUUGCGAAAAUUCCCAUUAUAAAAUUCAAAAGGCAAUUUGGCAAGCACACGUAUGCUUUCCAUAAAUUUUCUUCAAGCCUGUACAUUUAUAUGGCUGUUGAAGUAAUGAAUUAAAAGAUACGGGCAAGUAGAUAAUUAAGCAGUAGCUCGGGUUUGGAGAGGGGAGGGGAGUGGGAGAGUAUAACACCACAGUUCCAGUCAGCGCCCGGGAGAAGGUUGGUCCCGGCGAAGAUAAUUACAUGCGGGUGGUUGGUUUGGUGGCUUUGUACCAUGGUAACUGCGGGACAUGUACAAAGUUCUUCUGUGCGCAUAGGACCGGUCGGCGUUGCCUGCUUGCAGCCGCCUCUGCCGUAGCCAACAAGCGCCGCCCAGGCAGUUUUGGAUAGCUUUAUGGGACCUUGUAAAUGACUCUGAAGUCCUCUCUGGCGUCUACUCGGUGGUCUGUGUGUAUCAUUUGCGCGAUGAUCCGCCUGUUGGUGUUCUUUAUUUGUUUCUUUUCUAACCAUACUGGAAGAUGUUGUUUUACUCUUUUGGAUAAACACCGGCUCAUCCGAGCAACAUAUUCUGCCCUACACGGAGCAGGUGAAUGAGUAGAUGCACACAGAGGUGGUUUGAGCUGGUAGUUUGUCCUUGCGUUCUCCGUAUAGGAUGGGAUUAGUAGAGAACAAUACACGGGUGUCAGCUGCUGGAAAGGUCUGUGAGACAGCUUGGGUAAGGCGUCUUCUUUAAAACUCACUUUGUGCAUUCCCUUGGAAUGGGACCUUGAUAAAAAGCCUUUUCUUUCUUGCCGUCAGUAUCGGGGGCUUUUGCGGUCUUUCGGCUAUGUUCUUAGCAAUGAAUCGAUUAGGAUACCCAUUUUGGCGAAAAAGGCUUUCGAUUAUCUUCCGCACUUUCUCAACGCUAUCAGCUUAGCAGCUUCUUCUUACUCCUUCUGUCAAGCAGCGGACUAAAUUAUGUUUAACGCUUAGCAGUACGAAACUCUCAAAAUGGGUGUAUUGUCCGGAUCACGUUUUCUUACGAUAGACGCUGCGUCGAAUGCUGCCGUCAGGUCUUAUACUCAGAAGCACAUCCAGAAAGGGAAGUGAACCGGACCGUUCUUCUUCCAUAGUGAAUUUUAUUGAUGGGUGCGCCUGAUUUAUGUCAUCCACUGGAGUUGAGAUGUCACUUAGUUUCGGUGUGAUCGCGAAUAUAUCAUCCAUGUACCACCCAUAGUAUCUUAAGCCGUUGAUCUGGUGACGUAGCUGGAAAGCUUCUAACUUUCCCAUGAAUAUAUUUGCCAAAAGCGGGCCAAGGGGCGUGCCCAUUGCUACGCCGUCCAUCUGCCUAUAUAGAUUGUUGUCGAAUAGGAACUGCGCGUUCAAGGUACACCUUAAUUACAAUUCCUUGAGGGCAUUCACUGGCAUUCCUAUAUCAUGCUGAUUGUCGGUAAUGUAAUCGCAAAGGUAGUUGACCGUUUCUGUUACCGGUACGUUCGUUAAAAGGGACGAGGCAUCCAAUGAAAACAUGACCAUUUCGUUCAGAUCGAAGUCUUUCAAGCCGUUAAUGAAUUCAAAAGUAUCUCGAUAGCUAUGUGGCGCUAGUUGAUACUGCAGAGGCUUAAGUUUCUCCGCCAGCCACUUCGCUAUUGCAUGGUACGGCGAGUUCCGCAUAUCGAGGAUUGAACGCACGGGUACGCCAUCUUUGUGGAUCUUCGGCAAACAGUAUAUUAGAGGUAUCUGCGUACCGACGGGUCGGAAGCGCUCUACGUCGUGUUCGCUUAUGCAACCAUCGGCCUGAAUUCUUUUUAAGCAGUCAGUCAGUUGUGCUUUAAUCUCAUCUGUACAGUCCAUCUCCUUCUCUGUCUUUCGAAACUUUUCCUGAUCCGACAGAAUUGACUGUAUUUUCGUAAUAUAGUCUCCCCUGUCCAUCAAAACGACGCCGGUUUCCUUAUCUGGCCUAGUAAUCAGAGCGUCGCUGUUCUGCCGUAGCUGCUUUAACUUCUCAAUUUGUGACUUCGUCAGCAAGCCCCUAUAUGUCUGACUACUGUUCAGGUAUUAAUAAGAACAAUUGACUUACGUAGACUUCAGAUGUUGUACGCGCUCUGUCAAAACUGGCUGAAGGUCAUGUGUUUGAUUCAAGAGGUUCUCAAAUUGUGCCUCUAACUCUAGCUGGUUGGGUUUCUGGCGAGGACAGCAAAACUUAGGACCCAAUGAUAAGGCUCCAACCGAUGUUUUGUCGAGAAAUAUGGACGAAUAACUGUAUACGUACCGACUUGAAUCUUCAGGAAUCUUAGAUUGUGGUUUGCCCUCAUGAAUACUCCGAAGAAGGGAAGCUCUCUUAAUUUCACCACGUUUGUCCGAAAUGGACUGCACAUAAUUCUCGAAUUCCUGUCGGUCGUCUUCGCCAAGUUGAUCGAGUAUGGCUGCCCGUUGAUACACGUGACGCCUCAGCUAUUCCACCUUUACACGCGUGCUCUCUAAUUCAUUUUCGGCGUAUCUUCUCAAGUUAUCACAGGUUCAUUACUUCAAAGCCAUAUAAAUGUACAGGCCUGAAGAGAAUUUAUCGAAAGCAGAUGUGUGCUCGUCAAAUUGUCCUUUGAUAAUAGUAACUGUCAAAUUUUUAUUCGAAUGUCUGUAGACGGCAUGGCUGUCGGAAAUUUGCAGUUAAACAAGGUCCACUUUUGACUUUGACUGUUAUUUAAAUCACCUCGUACGAUCGCGCUUUACCUUCAGAAUAUCGUCUGGUAAAUUCUAAUUGCUCAGUAAUAGUUUUUUGGAUCAAUUUAAUCGACGAGACAGUGAGGUCCUUAGUGUAGCUGUGAACAUUGCCCUCAUAAUAUAUGAUUGUAAAAAAGCGUCAAAAAGUUUGGAAAUCAUGGUUCACUAAUUAGCCAGAAGUUUCGUUAGUUUUAAUGCAAAAAUGCUCGGUGCUUCGUCUGAGACUGUAGUGAACGUAACUGUUCUUUGACUUGCGUAUACACGUAAUAUAUGAAGCUAGUUCAUUUAUUUAAUGGACUUGCAUAUUUUCUUUAUAUGUUUACAAGUAGGAAAAUAUUAUUUAAAUAUGUAGCUCAUGAGUUAAUUUACGAAAUUGCCACCAAAACACGAGGGAUAACUAACUCUGAACAUUUGAAUUAGAUUUAUUAUGGUCUGUGUUCUGUCUACGGCCAGAUUAUUAAUUUAGACCCGUUAAUCCACGCUGAUUUGAAACCUUUGAAUUAGUAGUGCGGAUUACAUCACUUUUCGAGGAACCAUCGCCCUAAUCUCGUCAUUUAAAUGGAUAUGGCCAUGAGGUAAAUAGUCUACUAACCAGAACUGGAUGUAAUUUAUUUGGAAGUCCACUUCUAUUAGCUAUUUGGCAGGAAAUAACUGUAGUAUACGUGGGUUAAAUUUGCCUAAACCGAUGAAGAAUAUUUUGAUCUAGGGUAUAGCAAUAGCCUCGCACAUGACAUAAAUGUCUCAUUCGGAUUACUUUCAGCGGUGGCACAAUUCUUCACCGAACUCGUGAUCUCAAUGCUGAUAACGCUCCCAUUUGGUGCUGUUAUCCUUGUAAGUUUGUAAUUCGUCUGUUUCGAAUUUAAUAAAUGCAUAAUAACUUAAAUGUCAUACAAACGUCAGCGAUGCUUUAGGCAUCUGCUGGUUCCAUGAGUCAACCUUAACUCGUUUUUUCAUUGCCCUUUUACGUUCAUUUUCAACCAUCGGGAGAAUUUAGGUGUUUCGAGGCUUUACAAUUAGAUUAUGUGCUCUCUCGCCAGAGUAUGCCAGCAUUGUCUGUGCCCAUCCAAACCAUAGCACUCCAUUAUAACUGUGUUCUGUCUUUCAGACAUUUGCAACGUCGUUUAAUGCGGAUCGUACUUCACGACAGCAGCAUUUUACAUCUUUUAUUACGGAAUUGGAACACCUGGCUAAAUUUGCAUUUCGUCUAAAGUAGGGGAUUUUAAAUACAUACAUUGGUUACAUCUAUUUGGGGUCGACAAUGGACGAUUAAGCAUUGCACAACUAGAAACACAUUUCGUUGUCAUUAAUCAUUAUCUACAUUGAUGACUUUGUCAAGGGCUUUCAAGAAGAUUCAAUGCACCGUAACGAACUCCAGGCAGCAUAUAUUAUUUUGAUAAAACAGGUUUUAUUCCACCGAUUCUUCAGGCACAAAAAUUGUGCUCACAAUAUUUUGGCCUCAGAAAUUUUUUAGGACAUGUAUGCCACUGCGCGAGAGCCUAAGGUUUUGCCUUUUAGUAGUCACUUUUUUCACCAUAACUAAAACCUACACUUGCAAACCGGACAGUGUAGUGACGCUAGAAGACAUGGCAAAUAGCAGACUGACUGUCCACCGCUGCCUCACGAAAAGGCUCCAACAGAGGAACGGGCACGUCAACUUGAGUACUGGAAUGCAGUCAUGAACUUCAUUUAAUUCGCUUCAUCUGCCCAAAGUGUCAAGACGACUGGAGGUGCGAUUUGGCCCCUUUCCAUUACGACCUGAUAGUGUCAGCCACGUCUGGAAUAACCAGUUGUUUUUAAUUGGUUCUUAUGCGAUAGUUAUAUUUCAACUUCAUCUUCUGAUGUAAUAUCUAUGGACAUAAUCUGCAAGACAAACUACUUCCAACUAUUCCUAACAGCGUACAUAAGUGCGCACAUAUCUAUUAUGUUUGGCUAUACGCCUAAAGUCAGCCAGUCACCUUUGGAGUUCCACGUUUAUUUUCUGUUUCUUUACAGUUCCCAACAACUUGGCUUUUGGUCCACUUCAUUCACCAACAAUUGGAAAUCAAACCGAGCUUGACAAAUAGUAAAAAACCUCUGAUCGCUGCAGACUGA
Messenger RNA from Spirometra erinaceieuropaei, 8407 nucleotides. NCBI's taxonomy places the organism in Eukaryota, Metazoa, Platyhelminthes, Cestoda, Diphyllobothriidea, Diphyllobothriidae. The record is from the annotation of a GenBank genome assembly.